Molecule: messenger RNA, 1562 nt
Organism: Cannabis sativa
Lineage: Eukaryota; Viridiplantae; Streptophyta; Magnoliopsida; Rosales; Cannabaceae
Product: nudix hydrolase 18, mitochondrial
Exons: 5
Coding region: 551-1243 (230 amino acids)
Cellular component (GO): cytoplasm; nucleus
Molecular function (GO): pyrophosphatase activity
Source: RefSeq, a predicted model, not a curated record
AUAUGAAUUUUAUGAUUAAGUUUCUCAACUUUACCCUUCAUUAAAGUUUUGCCUAUAAAUACAUAUAGUUUUUGGUUAUUUUGGAUCCAUAUUGCCAACCUAUCCAAAAACCCCUCAUAUCUCAUCCCUUUUUCUUUCAAAAAUACAAAAUAUUGUAUAUUUUUUGUCUCUAGAAGACGAGAAAUUUUGGGUACACAAAAUCUAAUAUUAGCUCAUUGUAGCUACUUAUUAAGGUUUAUCUGAUCUGUUUUUCUCAACCUCAUUCUAAAAGGGUAUUCCAAGAUUAGGAUUUUUUCUAUAUAUAUCUAUACACAACAAGAAAAAAUUUCAUACGCAAGGAGAGAUUUAAUAAUUAACUCUGAACUUUUGUUAUAUUUUCUGGGUUCAAUUUUUUUUUGGGGUGUGAGAAAUAAUAGUACAAAUACAUCAAUAAUUUGGAUCGAGUAGUGUUUUUGAAUUGGGUUUUCUGGUUGAUUCAAAAAGGAUCUUAAUUUUUAGAAACAGAUUAUACAUAUAUAUAUAUAUAAAAUUUAUAUAAAUAAUUAAGAUCAUGACUUGUUUGGUUUCUCGGACUGGAAGGGAGUUACAGAGGUAUAAUAAUAUGGGCCGCCGUCAAGUUGUAGGGUGUAUACCUUACAGAUACAAAAAUAUUGAGAAUAAUAAUAAUGGAGAUGAUUCAAGUAAUUGUAAUAUUAGUAGCAAUAUUAAUGAAUUGGAAGUUCUUGUUAUCAGUUCACAAAAAGGUCAAGGCCGAUUCAUGUUUCCAAAGGGUGGUUGGGAGGUUGACGAAUCUUUAGAGGAAGCAGCUUCUCGGGAGUCUCAUGAGGAAGCUGGUGUACUCGGCAAAGUCCAGUUGGAACUGGGUAAAUGGAGCUUCAUUAGCAAAAGGCAUAAUACAUAUUAUGAAGGUUACAUGUUUCCUUUGCUUGUGAAUGAGCAACUUGAUUUCUGGCCUGAGAAAAAUCUCCGUCGAAGAAUUUGGAUGAGUGUAACAGAAGCAAGAGAAGUGUGCCAACAUUGGUGGAUGAAAGAAGCUUUAGACAUUUUGGUGGAAAGGCUUUCAUCAUCAUCAUCAUCAUCAUCAUCAUCAUCAUCAUCAUCAUGUCCAUGUCCAAUAGAUGAAGAAAUAAUAGUAGACCAAAAUCAACAUCAACAUCAACAUCAUGAACAAGAUAUCAUUAUUAGUAGUAAUAAUAAUAAUGAUGAAGAUCAUGUAUUAGCACUGGCUUGUGCUCUUAGUUAAAUUACUUAAUUAGUCACAUUCCACCACUUUCUGUAAAUAUAGAGAGAGAAGAAAAAAAAACUACUCAAAUCAUCAACAGUUGUUUUAAUGGAUUUUGGAGUUAAUUUAUUAAUUAAUUAAUUCCUAAAAUCAUGACAUUAAUACACCCCCAAAUAGAUUUCAGUACUCUUAAUUAAGAAGCUUAUUGUCAAUAUCAGUCAGAAUAAUGUGUUUUAGGCAGAGAAGAAAAAAAGGUGUAUACAUUAAUUAAAUUGUAAGUACUUGCUUAGGAGUACUUUUCAUAAUGAUAUUGAUAUGCAUGCUUUUUUUGGGAAUUUAA